AUGCGAGUGACGGUGGUAACCGGCGCCGUCGCGGCGCUGUUGCCUCUGGCGGGCGCUCAGCUGUCGUUCUGGCACUUGCCGGCUGAUCGCAGCAGGACGAGGCUCCGCAACCCGUACGAAGCACUAGAUGUUCUGUCCCGCACGGGAUACGCUGCCUUGGUGGGACAGGAAGAGGGAGACGGCGCUUAUGAAAGGAAGCAGGCGCUCGACUACGUUGCCAAGCUUGGAUGGUCUGAUGUAGAUGUUGCGGCGGUUAUGGAGACCUUCAGGACGGGCAUAACGACGCCGGAGACGUGCGAAACCUGCGAAUACUUUAUGAACGUGCUGAAGAAUGGCUCGGGCAAGUUCUCCAUGCCCGUCUUCGUCGCAUUCCUGUGGACCAUGUGCUACAUCCAGUCCUACACCACGAGCGAAGUCUGCACGGGCAUUGUCAGGUCCUACAAGGACGACGUCGGCUACGUGAUGAGAACCACGAGGUCCUCUCCGAACGAGCUCUGCACGCUGAUGUUUGGUAGAACGUGCGGAAACCUCACGUUGCCUGAACACGUGUGGGAGAUAGACGUUCCAGAAAAGCCCAGCGACACCACGCCUGUACUCAGGAAGAGAGAACAGUCAAGGGCCGAGCUGGCGUCGUCGUUCCGCGUGCUGCAUCUGUCGGACACGCACUACGACCCGGAGUACGUCGAGGGGAGCCUGGCAUCGUGCGACGAGCCCCUGUGCUGCCGUGCCGCAUCGGGAGAAGUAACGAACGACACCGACCGCGCGGGCCGCUGGGGUGACUUGCGUUACUGCGACCUGCCGUUCCGCACGCUGGAAAACAUGCUCGAGCACAUCGGACGACAGGGACGUCAGCCUCAGUUCGCCUACUGGACCGGCGAUCUCCCACCCCACGACGUGUGGAGGAUAACUCGGGCCGCCAACUUCGAGAACUUCGAGACGACCGUCUCGACUAUCGCCAAGCAGCUGCCCGGCGUCACGGUCUAUCCGGUCGUCGGAAACCACGAAGCUGUUCCCCCGAACAUGUUCCCCGAGACCGACCACAGCGAUGCGCAGCACGCCGAGAAGUCGCAGUGGCUGUACGACACCCUAGCCGAAGAUUGGAAGGUGUGGCUUUCGGAAGACGCCCUCGCCACUGUCAGACGUAUAUCUGUCAUUAACGAAUCCGACUGUACCUUCUUGUCGAUCCAUUACUGUUGUGCUGCCUUACAGCUUCUGUUGUUCUUGAUUUAUCUCUACUGUUAUACCAGGGCUGGAUACUACGUCGCUAAGCCAAGAGAAGGUCUUCGAUUAAUAUCGCUCAACACAAACUUCUGCUACAACUUCAACUUCUGGCUCUUCGUGAAUUCCACCGACCCUGGAAACCAACUGCGAUGGCUGGUGGACGAGCUGCUUGAUGCCGAACGCGUGGGCGACAAGGUGCACCUGAUUGGCCACAUACCUCCCGGCUUGCCCGACUGCCUCGACACUUGGAGCGCCAUGUUUCACAGGAUCGUCGAAAGGUUUUCAAGCACAGUGGUGGGCCAGUUCUACGGCCACACGCACUACGACGAGGCGAUCGUGUACUACUCGUCCAUGGACAGGUCACGGCCUUUUGGGCUCGCCUUCGUCGCGCCGAGCGUCACCACGUACACCUUUCUGAACCCAGCUUACCGGAUAUACGAAGUCGAUUCGGAAUCCAAGCCUCAACAGCCUGCGACACUUCUCCACCUGUCUGCCCUCAAGCUGGUGACGAGACACGAGACGUACUCCAUGAACGUGACCGAGGCCAACCAAGGUGACGGAGAACCCCGCUGGAGGCUCGAGUACAGCACCGAGGACCUGGGUCUGGCGCAGGUGGGCCACGAGGACUGGGCCGCGCUCAUCGGAGCCAUGGAGGCUGACCAGGCUCGGUUUAACCAAUACGUCGGGUACACGACACGCCUGGGCGACCAGGAGACGAAGUGCGACGACGAGUGUCGCGAGCGACUGCUGUGCCGCUGCAGAACGGACAGGGCGCACGACUACUCGGCCUGCCCGCGAGAUCCCACCGCCGACAGGAACAACGCCACCGGGAGGCAAUACAAUCAUUUACCAUGACGUGCGCCAACUAGGAAGCAACGAAUUUGGAAUAAUUGCUCGUGACGUUUGGAUUUGAACCUGUGGUACGAGUGUGUUGCAAGUAGCUUUUGCGCGUAACACAUCCCUCGAUUUCUCCGAAAGGACAGCAACGCCACCCUCGGCUGACAGAGUUACUAUUCUCCUAUUACACUCCUAGGCUGGGGAAGUGACAUCGAAUAUCAGUUUGCACUCAGUUUCAAUAUGUUUAGCCGGAGUACAAGCGCGCAAACCAUGCUCGUGGGGUAUAGACUAAGCUCGAGAUUGAGCCCAUCGCGCCCUCCCAUGGAGGGCCACGUAGGUCAGGGUCACGUGCAUUCGCACAGUAUCGAUGCUGAUUGGCCGAUGUCAGUUGUAGCUUUCACUUCAGUUCUGCAUUACUGUGAAACGGACUAUAGGUGUGAUAUUAUUAGAGUUAAAGAAAUUCUGAGAUCGCAUAAGGCAAGAAAGCUGCUUUUUCCAAAAGUUGUAUUUGGCAAAAAGGUAGGAUUUUUUUAAAAAACAGCCGUUUUCAAUCAAGCGUAUUAUCUUUGUCGGUUAAAUUACCAGGCACUACGGAGUGUGAGUAGUCGAAGUUUCUAACAUGCAUCGAAUACCCGUGUUUUUAAUGAGAGUGUUUAACUGGAAAUGUUGAGAUUCGAUCUUGUGAAAUAUCGGGCUGUACAGCGCAGAAGGAACGACCACAAAAAAAGGAGAAAGACGACACACGCAGAGCGCUCUGUGUGUCGUCUUGUCCUUUCUUUUUGUCGUCAUUGCCUCUGCGCUGUACAACCCGAUGAUGGUGAACCAACAAGCCGACAUUUCUACUAUCUUGAAGAAGCCAUGACGUUCUGUUGCCGAGCCCGAAGUCGCCGGUUUCAAAUCCAGGUGACCGCAUUCUGAUGGGGCAGAAUACACUGUAAUUAACGCUUGUGUACCUAGCACUGGGUGCACGUUCUUGAGACCUCGUGUAGUCCCAACGAAUACGGAGCCCUCCACAACGACGUCUCUCAUUGACCCGAUUGUCAUAUCGGGACUUGCUCCGCCAAGGAUAAUAAAUGUUGCGGGAUGCUCAAUUAAUAUAGAAUAUUAUAGGAUUGCUACGAUUAUGGGACCUUGCAUGUUUAGACAUCACGAAAGUGUCCGCUAACGACCAAGAACUGGGGUGCCCUUUUUGUUCAUACACAAAUUGUACAGUUGGACGGAGAUUUAUAGAAGAAAAUAAAAUUU
Dermacentor andersoni is the source of this 3303-nucleotide messenger RNA. RefSeq names its product sphingomyelin phosphodiesterase 2-like. The record is from RefSeq and is a predicted model, not a curated record. Gene Ontology annotation, cellular component: lysosome. Gene Ontology annotation, biological process: sphingomyelin catabolic process; ceramide biosynthetic process. NCBI's taxonomy places the organism in Eukaryota, Metazoa, Arthropoda, Arachnida, Ixodida, Ixodidae. Gene Ontology annotation, molecular function: acid sphingomyelin phosphodiesterase activity.